Carlito syrichta (Philippine tarsier) is the source of this 1269-nucleotide messenger RNA. Its product is annotated as transmembrane protease serine 11B-like protein. Gene Ontology annotation, biological process: proteolysis. Lineage: Eukaryota; Metazoa; Chordata; Mammalia; Primates; Tarsiidae. The record is from RefSeq and is a predicted model, not a curated record. The coding region runs from base 1 to 1269 and encodes 422 amino acids. Gene Ontology annotation, cellular component: extracellular region; plasma membrane. Gene Ontology annotation, molecular function: serine-type endopeptidase activity. The transcript is spliced from 10 exons.
AUGUCUAAAUUGUGGAACUUCCGGGGACCAUUCGUAGCUCCUCGUCCAUCCUUACCACUAUGGAUGAUUGCCCUUAUUGUGUUUGGAGUGCUGGCAAUCCUUGGAAUAACUAUUGGUCUCUUGGUUCACUUUCUGGCAGUAGAAAACAGGAUCUACUACUACCAAGGUAGCUUUAAAGCGCUGAAUAUCCCAUAUAAUAGAAAUUAUGAAAGGGAGACAUCACCAGAAAACAACUAUCUCAGCAAAAUUCUUGAGACUAGGAUGGUUGAUGCAUUUCAGAGUUCUAACAUUUACAGGCAAUAUAUCAAUUCUCAAGUCAUCACACUGAUUCCUGAUAACACUAGUGUGACAGCACAUAUAUGGCUGAUAUUCAAGGCUCCCAGAUCAAUGAAGGACAACACAAGAGGAAGAAUUGAAAACAUUUUACGUCAAAUGCUGAGGAACCACUCAGGAUCCUUGACUACAGAUCCUAAUUCUCUGAGGCUCAUGGAAAUCAGUAAGGCCAAUGCUGAAAAAAUUAUCAACAACCGCUGUGGGAGACGUGCAAGGAUGUCAGCUACGUAUGACAGAAUCAAGGGAGGUUCCGUUGCUCAGGAAGGAGAAUGGCCCUGGCAAGCAAGCCUUAAAAUGAAUGGGAAACACUAUUGUGGGGCAUCACUGAUCAGUGAACGAUACCUGGUGACUGCGGCUCACUGCUUUCAAAAGACAAACAGUCCAAGAAACUAUACUGUCAGCUUUGGCACUAAAGUAAUUCCUCCCUAUAUGCAACAUCGUGUUCAACAAAUUAUUAUACAUGAAGACUAUACCCCGCGAGAACAUCAUGAUGAUAUUGCAGUGAUACUGCUCACUGAAAAAGUCUUAUUUACAAAUGAUGUACAUCGAGUUUGUCUUCCUGAAGCUACAGAGGUUUUUCCACCAGGUGAAGGAGUUGUUGUUACAGGAUGGGGAGCACUUUUAUAUGAUGGUGAAUACCCAGUGUCCCUUCAAAAAGCAUCUGUGAAGAUCAUUGACACAAACACUUGCAAUGCUAAAGAAGCCUAUGAUGGUGUGGUACUGGACACAAUGCUGUGUGCAGGGUACAUGGAAGGACAUAUUGAUGCCUGCCAGGGUGACUCUGGAGGACCACUAGUUCAUCCCAAUUCUCGUAAUAUCUGGUACCUUGCUGGAGUAGUGAGCUGGGGAACUGAAUGUGGGACAAUCAAUAGGCCAGGGGUUUAUACGCGAGUGACGGCCUACCGCAAGUGGAUUGCCUCCAAGACUGGUAUCUAA